AUGUCUCGGAAACGUCCCAUCGCUAGCGCUAAGCGCACACGCACUGCGCGGACCUUUGAUGAGGUACCGAAGAAAUCAAAGGUGGUGCUGCUGUCUUGUGGGUCUUUCAACCCAGUGACAAAUAUGCACCUGCGCAUGUUUGAACUGGCAAGAGAUCACCUGGAGGACACGGGACGGUAUGAAGUGGUGAAGGGGAUCCUGUCACCAGUGGGCGAUGGCUACAAGAAGAUAGGCCUGAUCGAGGCCAGCCAUCGGGUGGAAAUGGCCAAGCUGGCGGUAGAGAGCUCCAGCUGGAUUGAGGUGGACAGCUGGGAGAGCAGGCAGGCCGACUGGCAAGAGACAGUCAAAGUGCUACGGCAUCAACAACAGGAACUGCUCUCCCAGGAACCGGACACUGAUGUGGUAGGCACUGCAAAACCUGGCAGGAAAAGAAAACGCAUGGAUGCCAGCAGUGCCACCAAGAGGAGGAAGCUCGAAGAGCCUGAUAUUGCACCUAAAAAAACAGGUGAGCCGCGCGUGAUGCUACUCUGCGGUGCUGAUGUGCUGGAAUCAUUCGGUGUGCCGGGGCUGUGGAAGCCUCAGCACAUCGAGGAGAUUGCCAGCACAUUUGGACUGGUGUGCAUCACCCGCGGCGGAUCGGAUGCGGAAGCCUUCAUACAGGGCUCCGACCUCCUCUUGCCACACCGCAGCAACAUCCACGUGGUGCAGGAGUGGGUGGCCAACGAUGUGUCGGCCACUCGCAUCCGCCACGGGCUGCGGUGUGGCCACAGUGUCCGCUACCUUCUGCCCGACCCGGUGCUCGGCUACAUUCAGGAGCGGCAGCUGUACAAUGCGGAGAGUGAGCAGAGGAACGAAGGGGUUGUGCUGGCUCCUCUCCAGAAAUGUGCAAGAACGCAGGAGUAAACACAACCCCCCUCUGCCACUCUGCCCUCCUGUAGCCUCGUCAACUUGCCAUUUCCAUCUUCCCAUUGGUUUGGAAUCCCCUUAAUGCAUCACCAAGAGGAGGAAGCUUGAGGAGGCAGAGAUUGCACCCAAGGGGCCACCUCAAAAAACAGACGAGCCGCGGUUGACGCUGCUGUUUGACGCUGACGUGCUGGACUCUUUCGGGGAGCCUGGGCUGUGGAAGCCCCAGGACACCGUGGAGAUCAUCAGCAGCUACAGACUGGUGGCUCCGACCUCCUCUGGCCACACUGCCGCAACAUCCACAUGUUGUGCGAGUGGGUGACUGACAACGUGUCCGGUACCUGCUGCUCGACUCGGUGCUGAGCUACACCCAGGAUCGGCGGCUCUACACUGCUGAGAGUGAGCAGAGGAAUGCUGGCAUUGUAUUGGCUUCUCUGCAGAAACACGCAGGGAACCUAACUGACUUGAACAUUGACUUGAACAAAUGUCCCCAGUCAGUAGAUGUUGAAUGCAUUCUAAGUAAAUAAAGGCUUUAAUCGUCAAGUUUAAAGAAUAAA
This is a messenger RNA of Brienomyrus brachyistius, 1460 nucleotides long. RefSeq names its product nicotinamide/nicotinic acid mononucleotide adenylyltransferase 1-like. Gene Ontology annotation, molecular function: nicotinate-nucleotide adenylyltransferase activity; nicotinamide-nucleotide adenylyltransferase activity. The record is from RefSeq and is a predicted model, not a curated record. The transcript has 6 exons. NCBI's taxonomy places the organism in Eukaryota, Metazoa, Chordata, Actinopteri, Osteoglossiformes, Mormyridae. The coding region runs from base 1 to 903 and encodes 300 amino acids. Gene Ontology annotation, biological process: NAD+ biosynthetic process.